CUGAGAUGGGCCGCGAUAUCACUCUGACUAGCUCCGGUAUCGCAUGCUUAUCCUCAUCGACCGUCUUCGCCAAGUUGCUUCUUCGCCAUCCACUCGCUCUCACUCGGUCACACACAGAAAAAGGCAAUGGGGACUCGGGAGCCAUGGGCUAGACACCAAGACGGCCUGCUUCCUUGCCGCCAAAUUUACAGUGCCCCGUGCUCCCUCAGAAACCCCACAUCGUUGCAGCAGCAUAUCCCCCGGUCCACUCCAUGCCCGUGGCGUCCACCAUCUUUUGGACAACGACAAGCAUCCACUACUAUCAAAUCAUCACAAGAGGGGAGGGGGGAGAUCAGCCACUUUCAUCGAUGAACACUCGUUCUGCCGGAAAUCGAAAGCCAGACGGGAGACUCGUGUCCGCAUGCUGCCCAGAACCUUCAACCAGGCCUACCCCCGUCACCUCUUUCCCUGGUUGUCGUUAUUGUCGUCACUUUCUUGCGUCUAUUGGCUCCAUCGAAUCCCAAAUACACGGCAGAGACAUGCGCGCAAUGCUUCAGAGACAGAAUAUACUCUACAGAGAGACAUCGGUGCCAUUCUUUCAGAAAAAGCCAUCCAAGGUACGCGCCCAUGGUGCCCUCGCACUGCAAUUCCGCGCCCUAAUUGCCUUCUAUUGUCCAAUAAUGUCUCUCGACAGCCUCGGAUUCUGUUGCGUUCCGACUCAGGUUUCUCCCAACACAUACCUGAUAUCGUGUCCACCCCUUCCCGUGCCACCGAGAUCUUCGCCAAAAAGCAGGGAACAAUCCAUGCCCGAUGGCAACUCGUCGAUUUCCCUCCCGCUAUUCCCGGUCUUCCACGCACGCACGCACGCACUCACACUCACUCACUCACACUCACUCACUCACACUCACUCACUCACUUCAACACUUGCGGCUUGCCCUGCGUGCCUGCAUGCCGGCCGGCAUCUCCGUCUUUUCUUUUUAUUGUCCGGCCCGGGCCAGGAACCACGGCUAUCCACAGUCCAUCCCCUCAAGUCAAGACAGUGAUACAACAGAUCUUGUCUCACCAUCAGCCUCGAUUUCGAGUAACACGACCAUCUCGAUGGAAACAAAUUACGAAAUGAACAAUGCGAGAUCCAAAGGAAAAAAUAACUUACUUCUGAUUGGCUCUGCCGUUACUGUUGGCUACCUUGCGGCGUCCCAAGCUUCCGGCUAG
Molecule: messenger RNA, 1191 nt
Organism: Colletotrichum phormii
Lineage: Eukaryota; Fungi; Ascomycota; Sordariomycetes; Glomerellales; Glomerellaceae
Exons: 2
Coding region: 44-1099 (351 amino acids)
Source: RefSeq, a predicted model, not a curated record